AUGGUUAAGUCGGCUGUUUUGGGUUUCCCCCGUAUUGGCGGGCAAAGAGAAUUGAAGAAGGUCACCGAAGCCUACUGGGGCGGCAAGGCCUCCGUCGACGAGUUGUUGGCCAAGGGUAAGGAGAUCAGAGAACACAACUGGAAGUUGCAACAGGCUGCCGGUGUCGACAUCAUCCCCUCCAACGACUUCUCCUACUACGACCAAGUGUUGGACUUGUCGUUGUUGUUCAACGCCAUCCCCGAAAGAUACACCAAGUACAACUUGGCUCCCAUCGAUGUCCUUUUCGCCAUGGGCCGGGGUUUGCAACGUAAGGCCACCGACACCACCGAGGCCGUCGACGUCACCGCGUUGGAAAUGGUGAAGUGGUUCGACUCCAACUACCACUACGUCAGACCCACUUUCUCCCACUCCACCGAGUUCAAGUUGAACACCGCUGCUGGUGUCAAGCCCGUCGACGAAUUCAACGAAGCUAAGGCGUUGGGCAUCCACACCAGACCCGUCAUCGUUGGUCCCGUGUCCUACUUGUACUUGGGUAAGGCCGACAAGGACUCGCUCGACUUGGACCCCUUGUCGUUGUUGGACAAGUUGUUGCCCGUCUACAAGCAAUUGUUGCAACAAUUGAAGCAAGCCGGUGCCACUGAAGUGCAAUUGGACGAACCGGUGUUGGUGUUGGACUUGGACGAAAAGACCCAGGCCGCGUUCAAGAAGGCCUACGACGCCUUGCAAGGCGACGACGUCCCCCAAAUCACCUUGGCCACCUACUUCGGCACCGUCGUCCCCAACUUGGCCGCGAUCAAGGACUUGCCCGUCGCUGGUUUCCACUUUGACUUUGUCAGAAACCCCGAACAAUUGGACCAAGUCGCCGACGUCGCCAAGGGUAAGACCUUGUCCGUGGGUGUUGUCGAUGGUCGUAACAUCUGGAAGACCGACUUGGCCAAGGCCUCGGAACUCGUCAAGAAGGCUCAAGCCGUCAACGACAACGUCGUCGUUGCCACCUCGUCGUCGUUGUUGCACACCCCCGUCGACUUGGCCUCGGAAACUAAGCUCGACGCCGAAAUCAAGGACUGGUUCUCGUUCGCCACCCAAAAGUUGGACGAAGUCGUCGUCAUCGCCAAGAACGUGUCCGGUGAAGACGUGUCGCAACAAUUGGCCGCCAACGCCGCCUCGAUCAAGCUGAGACAAUCGUCGCUGAUCACCACCGACCCUAAGGUGCAAGAACGUUUGGCUUCGAUCAACGAGUCGUUGUCGACCCGUAAGGCCCCCUUCCCCGAAAGAGACGCCGCCCAAAAGGCCAAGUACAACUUGCCCUUGUUGCCCACCACCACCAUUGGUUCGUUCCCUCAAACUAAGGACAUCAGAAUCAACAGACAAAAGUUCGCCAAGGGCACUUUGUCGGCUGAAGACUACGAUGCCUUCAUCAAGAAGGAAAUCGACCAAGUGGUCAAGUUCCAAGAGGAAGUCGGCUUGGACGUGUUGGUCCACGGUGAACCCGAAAGAAACGACAUGGUGCAAUACUUUGGUGAACAAUUGACCGGUUACGCCUUCACCACCAACGGGUGGGUGCAAUCGUACGGUUCGAGAUACGUCAGACCCCCCAUCAUCGUCGGUGACAUCCUGAGACCCAAGGCGAUGACCGUCAAGGAGUCGGUGUACGCUCAAUCGAUCACCUCGAAGCCGAUGAAGGGUAUGUUGACUGGUCCUGUCACCUGUCUCAGAUGGUCGUUCCCCAGAGACGACGUCUCGGGUAAGGUGCAAGCCUUGCAAUUGGGUCUUGCCCUUAGAGACGAAGUCCAAGACUUGGAAGCCGCCGGUAUCACCGUCAUCCAGGUCGACGAACCCGCCAUCAGAGAAGGUUUGCCCUUGAGAGCGGGUAAGGAACGUUCCGACUACUUGAACUGGGCCGCCCAGUCGUUCAGAGUCGCCACCUCGGGUGUGGAAAACUCCACUCAAAUCCACUCGCACUUCUGCUACUCGGACUUGGACCCCAACCACAUCAAGGCCCUCGACGCCGACGUGGUCUCGAUCGAGUUCUCGAAGAAGGACGACCCCAACUACAUCCAGGAGUUCUCCAACUACCCCAACCACAUCGGUCUCGGGUUGUUCGACAUCCACUCGCCCCGUAUUCCUUCGGAAGAAGAAUUCAUCAAGCGCAUUGGUGAAAUCUUGCAAGUGUACCCCGUGCAAAAGUUCUGGGUCAACCCCGACUGUGGGUUGAAGACCAGAGGCUGGCCCGAAGUCAAGGAGUCGUUGACCAACAUGGUCAACGCCGCCAAGCACUUCAGAGCUAAGCAGGCUUAA
Messenger RNA from Diutina rugosa, 2298 nucleotides. It is a transcript of the gene MET6, whose product is annotated as 5-methyltetrahydropteroyltriglutamate-homocysteine S-methyltransferase. Bases 1 to 2298 code for a protein of 765 amino acids. The transcript has a single exon. The record is from RefSeq and is a predicted model, not a curated record. NCBI's taxonomy places the organism in Eukaryota, Fungi, Ascomycota, Pichiomycetes, Serinales, Debaryomycetaceae. Gene Ontology annotation, molecular function: 5-methyltetrahydropteroyltriglutamate-homocysteine S-methyltransferase activity; zinc ion binding.